AUGUAUUCUCACCUGCAUGAAGUUUCUUUACCUGCAGGUUUUCAGGUAUUAAAUGUGCCCAUCUGGAGGAUCUCGACUUUUGGAAGGCCAAUCUACCAUGACAAGAGCUUCAUGGUCCAGGUUCACACCAAUGAGCUCAGCGUGGAGAUCAAUCCCGAAAGCAGGUAUCUCUACCAGCGGAUGCGCGAACAGCUCCGCGAAGCCAAUGUGCGAGGUGGAAUGAAGCCUGUGGCCACUGUGCACGGUGAAUUGGCGGCCUCCAUCGAGCAACAGGAUGAACGCAGAAGCACAGACGUGCAGCGCAUAAACUCUGCGAGAUUUUCGGCCACCGACUGA
This is a messenger RNA of Durusdinium trenchii, 336 nucleotides long. The record is from the annotation of a GenBank genome assembly. Lineage: Eukaryota; Dinophyceae; Suessiales; Symbiodiniaceae.